CCUGACACCAACACCCGCCCUCCAAUAUCUCCACCAUCCACUUCUUUGCAGAUGAACCACCAACAUCUCUUCCAAUUCGUGUUUGCGACCGUGGGGUUGUGUUUGUACGCGCAUUCUGAUCUUUGGACGUGCUUGGAGACCCUUGGGAGAAUUCCGGAUUGUUCUGUCCAGCUGUGACUGCUUUGUCCCUGCGCGCAACGACAUCACCGACAGCGCCUACCAUAUGAACGCACAAUAACAAAGCCCGCUUGCGCGUCCCUCUCAAAAGAAACCCUCGGCCAAGUUCCUCUCUAUCCGCCGCAUCUUCUCCCCUGCUGCCAUGGCCGACCAGGAGGAGGACUAUUCGCAACUCCCGCUGCCGGAUAGAUUUACGCACAAGGUUUGGAAAGUCCGCAAGGAGGGGUAUGAAGCCGCCGCAAAACAAUUCGAAUUGACGCCAGACGAGUCAGACCCAGCCUUCAGGCCGUUCCUACAAGAUCCCGGGCUGUGGAAGUCAGCUGCUGGAGACUCCAACGUCGCCGCACAACAAGAAGGUCUGGCUGCUUUAUGCGCUUUUCUGAAAUAUGGAGGCCAACAAGCUGCGGUCAAAUCACGCAAUUAUACCCUACAGCCAAUCUAUGAGAAAGGUCUAUCCUCGACCCGGCCCCAAGCCAAAGCGAGCGCUCUGGAAGCCCUGUUAUUAUACGUCGAAUUGGACAAGUCAGAACCAGUCAUCGAAGAAUUGCUCCCAGCGCUCUCUCACAAGCAGCCAAAGGUUAUCGCGGCUACACUGAACGCCAUUACUGCCAUUUACCACAAUUUUGGUGUCAAAAUUGUUGAGCCAAAGCCAGUAUUGAAGGCGUUGCCAAAAGUCUUUGGACAUGCUGAUAAGAAUGUUCGUGCGGAGGCACAAAACCUCACAGUGGAAUUAUACCGAUGGUUGAAAGAGGCGAUGAAACCGGUGUUUUGGGGCGAACUGAAGCCUGUGCAGCAACAAGACCUUGAGAAACUGUUCGAGAAGGUGAAAGAAGAGCCGGCGCCAAAACAAGAGCGACUGACGAGAGCACAACAAGCUGCACGGGCAACAGCACCAACAGCGUCUGCCGGUGGAUACGACGCAGACGAAGGUGCAGCUCCUGACGAAGAAGAAGAAGUUGAAGUGGACGCCUUCGACCUUGCUGAACCAGUCGAUGUCUACUCGAAGAUACCAGCGAAUUUCUAUGAAUUGGUCGGCUCGACGAAGUGGAAAGAGCGCAAAGAAGCCCUUGAUGCCCUUUUCAACGACCUAAACACUCCGAGAAUCAAAGAAGCGCCAUUCGAUGAAUUGGUACGGACAUUUGCGAAAUGCAUGAAAGAUGCCAACAUCGCAGUCGUGACAGUUGCGGCAAAUUGUGUGGAGAAAUUAGCGCUGGGCCUCAAGAGAGGAUUUGCAAAAUACCGAUCUACCAUCAUGUCGCCGAUGAUGGAGAGGUUCAAAGAAAAGAAACAAUCGGUUGCAGACGCCCUCGGUGCGGCUCUGGAUGCAGUCUUUGCUUCUACGUCUCUGUCCGAAUGCCUCGAGGAGACCUUGAGUUUUCUACCGAACAAAAAUCCCAAUGUCAAGGCCGAAACCAUCAAGUUCCUUGUCAGGUGUCUACGAAACACUCGAGAUGUGCCGUCAAAAGCAGAGCAGAAACUCAUCGCGGAUGCAGCAACCAAAUUGUUGACAGAGUCUACUGAGGCAAUUCGAUCUGGUGGUGCAGAGAUACUAGGUACACUAAUGAAGAUCAUCGGCGAGCGGGCAAUGAACCCAUAUCUAGACGGACUGGAUGAUAUACGCAAAGCUAAAAUCAAGGAAUUCUUUGAUGCUGCUGAAGUCAAAGCGAAAGAAAAGCUGAAGGCGGCCCCUCCACCAACCAAAGCGGCCUCUGCCCCUGGUAAGAAGCCUGCGCUCGGUGCGAAGAAACCUGUUGCGAAGAAAAUGGCACCGGCAGCCGCUCCAUCCGAAGAUCCUGCACCUCUCCAAGCAAGACCGACAGCUAAAGCCCUUCCAAAGCCCGGAGGCGUGGUACGUCCGGGUUCGGCACAGCCUUCAGCUCUCAAGCUUGGUGGACUCAAAAAGCCUGCAGCUGGCCCUCCAUCAAGUGGUAUUGGAACUCCCAGCCGGCGAGUGAUAUCUCCACCGAUGAGCACAGAUGAGGAAGAGGCUGCUGCUCCUUCUCCGUCAAAAUUUGGUAUGGGUCGUGGUGGACUAGCUGGCCGGCCAUUGUCUAGACCUGCGGCAGCUCCUUUAUCACCUCCGACAGCGCCACCUGUAUCAAACGGUCUCUCAGCCAUCGAACGUGCAGAGUUGGAAGAACUACGAGCCGAAAAAGAACGUUUGACAGUACUUAGCGACGGCCUCAGAAGCAGCAAUGCCAAGCUGACCGCCGAGAUUUCAGAAUUACAGAACCAGAACGCGCAACUCAUAGAAGACCACACACGAGAUGUGCUACAGAUCAAAGCCAAGGAAACGCAGCUAGUGAGAGCUCGAGGAGAGAUUGAUGUUCUCAAGGCCGAGAUAGACAGUGUGCGGAAAGAAAGUGAACGAUACAAGCGAGAAGUGUCAAGAUUAGGCCGUGAAAGCAUCGGUCGAGAAAGGGAAGAUAUGAUGCGCGGGCGGAACGACGACGCGCCCAGUUUUGGCAACGAAGGUGGUGGUAUCUAUGAAGACGCUACCGUACACAGAUAUCCUGCGAACGGCAACGCGUCAAGACCUACCAGCAGCAAUUUGCAAAGAACUGGUAGCACUGCUAGCUCGCAAAGCAGUCGCGCACCGAGCAGCAAGCCGAGACCUCAAAGCGGAUACACGCUGAGUCCAACCGAGGAGAAGGAGAACGGUGGUCUCGACCCGCUUGCAGCUCGACGAAAGAUCAGCCCGCCUGUCGGCAAUAUGGCGAACGGCAGUGGUCGAAGUAGUCCUCAGCGACCGACAUUUGCCAGCAGGGAAGCGAGCGAAUCCGGAAGUGUCGGGUCAAGGGAACCACGUGCAGAGGAGAACUGGAAAAGAGCCGCUGAGGUGACGAGUCAACUCAAGGCGCGGAUCGAGGCCAUGAAGGCACGCCAAGGUUUGACUCGACACUGAUCACGACAUGCCUCUCCUCAAGGGACCCAAGACCCAGGGAUACUUCCACUUUUUCAGGAAGUCCGCUAUUGCCUUUUCCAGCGUUUCCUUUGUACAGCGUUCAGAGUAAUACCAGGGCUGGCUCACGGUUGAAUGCUUCUCACCUGUGAAAGGUAUCACACCUCGAAGGUGAACGGGGUUGCAAUCUUGUAUGGCGUUUUGAUUCGAGAUACCACUCUGUUGUAUGGUGUUGUUCAAAGGGCACAGGGCGCGAGCAGAAGAAAGCCCCGAGUCGUCGGAAGCAGGCGGCAUUGUAUAUGUACCUUGGAAAUGAUGAUGGCAAUGAACAAAGUGCGUUCUCAUUGUGUCUAUCUUGUUGAAGCUUCCA
Messenger RNA from Exophiala xenobiotica, 3449 nucleotides. RefSeq lists its product as uncharacterized. Gene Ontology annotation, biological process: mitotic spindle organization; microtubule polymerization; establishment or maintenance of microtubule cytoskeleton polarity. Gene Ontology annotation, molecular function: microtubule plus-end binding; microtubule plus end polymerase activity. Lineage: Eukaryota; Fungi; Ascomycota; Eurotiomycetes; Chaetothyriales; Herpotrichiellaceae. Gene Ontology annotation, cellular component: spindle pole; kinetochore; centrosome. The transcript has 3 exons. The record is from RefSeq and is a predicted model, not a curated record. The coding region runs from base 320 to 3082 and encodes 920 amino acids.